Messenger RNA from Epinephelus moara (kelp grouper), 5380 nucleotides. It is a transcript of the gene slc10a7, whose product is annotated as solute carrier family 10 member 7. The coding region runs from base 141 to 1166 and encodes 341 amino acids. The record is from RefSeq and is a predicted model, not a curated record. The transcript is spliced from 12 exons. Gene Ontology annotation, cellular component: plasma membrane. NCBI's taxonomy places the organism in Eukaryota, Metazoa, Chordata, Actinopteri, Perciformes, Serranidae.
CCGGAAGUGGCUCCGGUGGUUCUCCCUCUGUUUUGUGACAGAUAGAAGCUCCAGAGAAGAAGCUGAGGAGUUGUGAAACUUCGGUCCGGCUGGUGAGACCAGGACCGGGCGGGCUGAUCGGGAGAACCCGGGGCUGAACCAUGGGCCUGCUGGCGAGGGUGCGGAAGGAAUGGUUCAUCAUCGGGAUCGUGCUGGUCAUCUUAUCGGCCAAACUGCAGCCCAGCGUCGGUGUCAGAGGAGGUCCGUUAAAGCCAGAGAUCACCAUCGCGUAUGUCGCCGUCUCGCUCAUUUUCUUCAACAGCGGCCUGUCACUGAAAACAGAGGAGUUGACAAGUGCACUGCUUCACGUUCGGCUCCACCUCUUCGUGCAGUCCUUCACGCUCAUCUUCUUCCCGCUGGUCAUCUGGCUGCUGCUCAAAGUGCUCGCACUCACCGCCAUCGACCAAUGGCUGCUCAGAGGGUUACAAACCGUGAGCUGCAUGCCCCCUCCGGUCUCGUCAGCUGUUAUUCUCACCAAGGCUGUCGGAGGCAACGAGGCUGCUGCCAUCUUCAACUCAGCGUUCGGCAGCUUCCUGGGAAUCAUCGUGACUCCAGUGCUGCUGCUGCUGUUUCUCGGCUCAUCGUCCUCCGUUCCCUUCUCCUCCAUCUUCUCUCAGCUCUUCAUGACCGUGGUGGUUCCUCUGAUCCUGGGUCAGGUGUGUCGUAGUUUCCUCAGGGAGUAUCUGGAGCGGCGGAAGCUUCCGUUCGGCACCGUCAGCAGCGCCGUCCUGCUCAUGAUCAUCUACACCACCUUCUGUGACACCUUCAGUAACCCCAACAUCGAGCUGGACCCCACCAGCCUGCUGAUAGUCGUCCUCAUCAUUUUCUCCAUCCAGCUCAGCUUCAUGCUGCUCACGUUUGCCUUCUCCACCAGGUCAGGAUCAGGAUUCAGCCCUGCAGACACUGUCGCCAUCAUGUUCUGCUCCACACACAAGUCUCUCACUCUGGGUAUCCCCAUGUUAAAGAUCGUGUUUGAGGGCUACGAGCAUCUCUCUCUGAUCUCAGUCCCUCUGUUGAUCUACCAUCCGGCUCAGAUCCUGCUCGGCUCCGUCCUCGUACCGACCAUCCGCAGCUGGAUGACCAGUCGGCAGAAGGCGGUGAAACUGUCGACUCUUCAGCCCAUCUGACGAGGAGGAGACGAGCGUUUUGGUGCACAAGUGUGCACAAGCGGAAGAAUACAGUAGUAUGUGCCUUAUUACAAACAACAGAGACCUCAGCGCCUUGGACGGAGUGAGGCGCACCAGUCGCCUUGAUAUUCUCAGUUUCUACGACAACGAAAAGCUCAUAUUUCCAUCAUAUAUAUUCCUUUAUAUUUAAAAGAAUCCACAAGAUUUAUUUUUAUAUAAAAUACCCAAAAAUUCCUGCAUAAAGAGGACAGCUGUUUUCCUUAAAGACAAAUGGAGUGUUUGGUUUGAAAAACGGCACCUCGCGGCAGGAACAUGAAGGAAAGAGUUACUGGGACCAUUCUUUUUUAUGUUUCUUGCAAUUUUCUACUUUUUUUCUACUCUACUUUUAUCCGAGCUGUCACUGCCAGAAAAUGUGGACACUUGUCACAUUUAUGUUGUUGACUGAAACGAAAUAAUGCUGGAUUGUCUGAAAUUGAAUAUACAGUUUAAUAAUGAGGGUUGUUUUUCUGUCACUUUCUAAAAUAACACUUGUGUUUGUUGACAAGAAGCAGUCCUGUGGUGAUGAUCUUUCCAAAUGAUCAAGUGUUGACAUGAACAGGAGGUAGGGAGUCCAAUUUAACACGCAGAGUAUCACUUUAUCUUUCGUGUACCUCUUAUUUACAUCUUUUUCUUACAUUAUUCAAACAUUUAUCUGUUUUUGAUGUUUGUCUUGAACAAACUACGGUCCACAUCGUUAGCUGUACACCUCAUAUUCUGACCCAAUACGUGGUCCACAAGGACGUUUUCAGCUUGGACCAGAGCAUGUGAGCGGAGCGGGGAGCGGAAGGAUUUUGUGUUGAGCGAGGAGCCGCUAUUUUUUUUUAAAAAGUGGAGUGGAGCCUUAUCUCUCACUCCAAUUUCGCUCUGGUCACUCAUGCCCCACCCAGAAUGCAUUUUUGCACCUGCGCACACCCACACUAUUUUCUUUCAAAACUAUUGAGUUUACUGUGUACUUCAGAAAAGAAACUGAGAAGAGAAGCAGCGGUACCUUGAAGAACGGUCCCUAACUGCGGGGAGAGGCGAGAGGGCUUCCCCGGAGGUCGGCCGCUUAACCUGGUCCGUCUCCUCUACGCUUUGACUUAUUUCCACCCUGCCAGCGGUACCGUGUAGAACGGCCCCUAACUGCGGGGAGAGGGCUUCCCCGGAGAAUCUACCAAGCUCAUGUUUUAUUUGUGAAUAGAAGAUUACAGGUUAGGGUACUACGACACAGUUUUUUUGAGCGGAGUGGUGAGCAAGUGGAGCGGGAUAAAAUUUAUGAUGGAGCGGAGCGAAGAAUGCGCAGAACCAAGCGGAGCGGACGAGCAGCGCAAAGUGACAGGUCUGUCAGCGAGGAGCGGAAAUUUUCACCCGCUCCGCUCCGCUCACAUGCUCUGGCUUGGACCAAUAAGGAGGCAGGAGUGUACUGAUGAUUUCUAACGGUCCACAAGUACAUCUGUAUGUAGAUGACACCCUAUUCUAUGUGAGUGAUAUAAUGAUAUCGAGAGUCGUAUCAAUUUGCCAAUAUCAUAUUGAUCACCAACCAAAAUCUCUGACUGUUCAUCAUGACCAUGGAAGCAUGCUGAUGUCUAGCAGGUAUAACCAUGGUCACAGCUUUUGUAAUAUUCACUAAUUUGAGCUAAACAAAAAGUAAAGCUCAGGCUGUUGGGAAUGUCGUUAAAAAAAAAAAAAAAAAAGCAAUACUAAUAAGAGUUUGACCUGACAGUGGCACUAAAUUAAAAGUCAGAGGAUCACCAAAGUUACUACAACUGACUCUUCGCUAAGUCCCGCCCCUCAAAUACAGACUUGCCAAUCUUAAUGUAGCAUCAGGCCGGCUCAGACCAGGGUCCGACAACAACACAGCUGUGCUCCAUUGACUCUAAUGCAGUCGUUUCAGGUUUCCUUCAUUUUCAGGCUGGUUUUGUGGAUGUGGAGCUAAAUGUUGUGCCUGGUGUACGUCGUGUAUUAAUGAUACUUGUUACCUGGAGAGGUUGGAAAAAAAUAUAAGUUUCUUCCCUGUUCCGAAAUCAAACCCUGAAAAGUGUAGGGUUAGCUAGCUAGCUACUGAAGAUAUAGCCUACUGAAUGUAUACAUGUACACUGGGUUUUAUCUUCUAACUGUCUUAACCUAUUUGACCUGUUCUCACUGCUGAGUCAGUUUGACAUCCUAGAUAUAUCCUUCAAACACAGACUGUAGACGCCUUUUCUCUGAAUUUGCUCUUUAAUUUUUCCAAAAAUAUAACAUUUCUUCAGUGAGUGCCGUUAGUUACAGUGUGGGCUCCAUGCUUACUCUGACAGCUUUACGGACCAUCACAAAGGGGCGGGGCUUAGCGAAGGGUCAAUUCAUCCUGAGGGGAACAUGAACCUGACACAUCACAAUUGAUCUAAUAGUUGUUGAGAUAUUGGGAACCAUGAAUGUUUGUGCAAAGUUAAUGUUGUCAGUGUUUAGGAACAUCAUGGUGUGGGUGAAUACUCACAUAUUCCGACUGGCCGCAGUGUCCAUUAAAACUAAUAAUGAAUACCAUCUAAGUAGUUCCCGUGAAACUGUACAUUCAUAAAUUAAUGCACUGGCUACAUAGUAUCUGUGCCUAAUAUGAGUAACCAUAGCAACAGGGAGGCAGUCAAAGCCUUUGUUUACACUUUCUUUUUCAACACUGUAUGUAGUCCUUCAGUGCCUCGUUCUCUGAGCACCACCAGAUGGAGACUGUAACACACAGAACUAUUCUGUUCACUACGUCAGGCUGCGGCCGACAGUAACGAAUCCCGAUCAUUGACAAUGCCAUGGCUGGAUAGCUAGCUCAUCAGUCGUACACAAUUUUAUUGACUUUGUAUCUUGCUAGCAUCAUGUUAGCCUUCUGGCUUUCUGGUUCAGAGGGCUCUAUGUGCUAAGCAGACUAGAAAUAUCUCCUGUUGCCCAGUCGCAUCCAAGGUUCGUCCCAUUUACUUGAGAAGUCAAAAAUGUUUCCAUUGCAUAUGAACCUUAUGGGGCGGUGAUCCUAAGGUGUUACCAGGGAAACUGGGCCAUAGCUUAUGAAAAACUUUUGAUUUUUAUUGCAAAACACAUUCAAAUAUAAACAUUCUUAAAAAUAAAAAAAAUUCUUCAAGAAGUGGAUAGUGCCCUUUGAGAUGUCCUUAAUCACCGCUGCGUGUUGGAUGGUUCACACCUUCUCAUCGGCCAUUAAUUCCCGGUCGGGCAUUAUCCUUCAUGUUUUUCACAGGAUAAGUAAAAACUCUGACCCUUUUUUUCCCUUAGUGUGGAAUUAUGAGGUUCAGAUAGCUCUUUUUUCUGGCACUAGCACAGUGCGAGAUGCAUGUGGCUAUACAAGACUUCUCUAACCUUGACCAUAACCUCGUUUCCAGGGGCAGAUAUUCAAAAAUAUAGUAUUUUAACCACGCUGGCAUUGGACAAUAAAAAAACGUGACUGAACAUAAUCUUGAAGUUUGCACCCUCCAAUUUCAAUUGUUUUGAUGUCUGGCAAUAAGGUUGAUGUUUUCCUGACUAUACAACAUCCUCGUGGUGUUGGUAGGGGAGGCAACCCUUACUGGGACUUAUCAAAAUCUUCCCAGAUGUAGAUCUUGAACAUGAGAUGAUGAAAGACACCCGAAGCUUAUUGUUGUAUUCCCAGUAACCUGCUGGGCACCCAAGAGAAGCAAAAGGUUAUUUAUUGUAUUAAAAGGAACGUAUUCUUCAUGGAAACCUCCGUUAUCUAUCAGAGUGUUAACUUGACUGAGAAUUUCAGAUUUUUAUCAACAGACAGCGGACACUUUCAGUGUAGUUAGACGAGAUUUACGCAUCUCUAAAGGCCCAGACACACCAAACUGACUUCAGAGAACCAGCCGCGAUGAACGCCCUCUGCUGCGUCACCCUUGUCUUGGCCAAAAAGUUGCGCAAAAAAGCCGAUUAGUGCUGACGAGGGCCACCUCGCACACCGCAGCGGCAAGGGUCACCGACAGCCGACUGUCAUCUUGGUGUGUCAGGGCCUUAACAGACUAAAAUGAGACGCUGUUAAUAUGAAGGUCAUCGAAGCCUCAACAGCACAAAUGCCAUUUCAUUGGUCAUCCAGCAACAGUCAAAUUUACGGUCAGUCUAUGUUUACAGUGUGAUUGUUAUAAGUAUGUUUUGGAAAGAAAGACAUUGAGCAGGAUGUGUAUGAGUGUGUUCUUUCACUUGUUUAAAAUACAGAAAUAAACUUUGAAAAA